CUGUUGUUGACCACAAAAUGCGGUGAAUGGUCCUUGCUGCUUCGCUGGUCUCCAAAAAACACUCGGUGGACGAUGGCUGGCCCAGGGAAGGGAGCACUCCAGUGACACGCGGCUGAUUGGGAAACGAUUGUAUUCAACCGAUGUCAGGGUGAUGUCUCUCCAAAAGGAUCUUCCUGGUCACGGACGAAUGGCCCUUCCAUAUUUUAAGAAAGCCAUCUCACGGUUGGGCCUGCAACACCUGGGGCCGCUGCAGGUAGCCCCGCCUCCCGCCUCCAAUGGCCCCGCCAAGGAGCUUCGCACCCGCAUGGACUGGACGGAGAACGCCGUCAACGACGACCACCUGUGGAUGGAGACCAGCUGCUCGGGCGAACUCUGCUACCUCGGGGAGGACGCCUGCCUGCUCAAGGCUGCGAAGUCUGCGCCCAGGAGGAAGUGCGCCGCCUGCAAGAUCGUCGUCCACACCAGCUGCACCGAGCAGCUGGAGAAGAUCAACUUCAGGUGCAAGCCGACCUUCAGGGAAGGAGGCUCGCGGUGCCUGCGAGAUAACGUGCUGAGGCACCACUGGGUGCACCGCCGGCGCCAGGACGGCAAGUGCAAGCAGUGCGGGAAGAGCUUUCAGCAGAAGUUCUUCCACAGUAAAGAAAUCAUCGCCAUCAGCUGUUCGUGGUGCAAGCAGGCUUUUCACAACAAGGUCACGUGCUUCAUGCUGCACCAGAUCGAGGAACCGUGCUCGCUGGGCGCCCACGCCGCCGUCAUCGUGCCUCCGUCCUGGAUCAUCAGAGUCAGGAAACCGCAGAGCUUGCUCAAGAACUCGGCCAGGAGGAAAAGGCGCACGUCUUUCAAGCGCAGGACCAGCAAGAAGGGGCUGGACGUAAGCGACACGGAUGGCGACUUGCACGUGACCUCCCUCCCGGCCGCCCGUGGCGCUGACGUUCCCUCCCUCGCCCUCCCUCAGGAGUCCAAAUGGCGGCCGUUCAUGCUGAAGCCGCUGCCCUCGCCGCUCAUGAAGCCCAUCCUGGUCCUCGUCAACCCCAAGAGCGGAGGCAACCAGGGCGCCAAGCUGCUCCAGAUGUUCAUGUGGAUCCUGAACCCGCGGCAAGUCUUUGACCUGUCGCAGGGCGGCCUUCGGGAGGCGUUGGAUUUGUAUCGCAAAGUGCCAAACUUGAGGAUCCUGGCCUGCGGUGGAGACGGCACGGUGGGCUGGAUCCUGUCCACGCUGGACGAGCUACAGAUGAAGCCGCAGCCUCCGGUGGCCGUCCUUCCUCUGGGAACAGGAAACGACCUCGCCAGGACGCUCAACUGGGGCGGGGGCUACACGGACGAGCCCGUGUCCAAGGUUCUGGGCCAGGUGGAGGACGGCUCGGUGGUGCAGCUGGACAGGUGGAACCUGCAGGUGGAGCAGAGCCACGGCGCCGAGCGGCAGCUCCAAGACGGCACGCAGAAGCUGCCCCUCGACGUCUUCAACAACUACUUCAGCCUGGGCUUCGACGCUCACGUCACGCUGGAGUUCCACGAGUCCAGAGAGGCCAACCCCGAAAAGUUUAACAGUCGCUUCCGCAACAAAAUGUUCUACGCGGGGGCCGCCUUCUCCGAUUUCCUCCAGAGAAGCUCGAGGGACUUGUCCAAGCACGUCCGAGUGGUGUGCGACGGCACCGACUUGACUCCCAAGAUCCAAGAUUUGAAAUUCCAGUGCAUCGUCUUUCUAAACAUUCCCAGGUACUGCGCGGGCACCAUGCCCUGGGGGAACACCGGCGACCACCGCGACUUUGAGCCGCAGCGUCACGACGACGGCUGCAUCGAGGUCAUCGGCUUCACCGUGGCCUCGCUGGCGGCCCUGCAGGUGGGCGGUCACGGCGAGAGGCUCCACCAGUGCCGCGAGGUGGUCCUCACCACCUUCAAGACGGUGCCGGUGCAGGUGGACGGCGAGCCGUGCCGACUGGCGCCGUCCACGCUGCGCAUCUCGCUGCGCAACCAGGCCAACAUGGUCCAGAAGAGCAAGAGACGCACCUCGGUGCCGCUGCUCAACGACCCCCACGCCGUCCCCGAGCGGCUUCGGCUGCGGGUCAACCGGAUCGGCCUGCACGAGUACGACCGCUUGCAGUACGACAAAGAGCGGCUGCGGGACAUCUCGGUUCCGGUGGGCAUCGUGGUGGUGAGGGGCGACUGCGACUUGGAAACGUGCAGACUCUACAUCGACAGACUGCGAGAGGACUUGCAGCAGGCGCCCUCUCUUGGCCACAGAGUGCAUUACCAGGAUGAGAGCCGGGGGAUGCCUCGGACCACCUCGGCUGGCAGACUCUCUUCCAGCUGGAGCUUCUUGGAUUCCACAUCGGCCGACCGCUUCUAUCGCAUCGACAAGGCCCAGGAGCACCUUCACUUUGUCACGGAAAUCUGCCAGGACGAGGUGUUCAUCCUGGACCGCGAGGGCCCGGCGGGGGGCCGGGUGUCAUCGGCCGGGAUGCCCGACCUGGUGGCGGAGCCCAGCGCCGGCGCGCCGUUGACUCCCGAGGAACAAGCGCUGUUGACGGCGGCGAGCGCCGGGGAUCUCUCCACGUUGUCGGAGUGCGUGCGUCACGGCGUCAGCCUGCUGGUGCGAGACGGCGCCGGUUGCUCGGCCCUGCAUAAAGCCGCGCGGAAAGGACACGCCCAGCUGGUGGUCUUCAUCCUGCAGCAGGGAUCCAAAGUGCUUCUCGACUUGCCCGACGGAGAAAAAGGGGACACGGCCUUGCACAAAGCCGCUUGGGAGAAGCAGCACGCCGUGUGUCGGCUGUUGGUGGAGGCGGGCGCGUCGCUUCACAAAACCAACUUUCAGGGGAAGACCCCGGUGGAGCAGGCGGCGGGCGACCUGGAGCUGACCUCCUACCUGAGCAGCCAAAAAACACCUUCGGCCCCCCACGAGGACUUGGAGACGGCAGUCUGACGCAAACACCCACGCGCUUUUCACGCUGGGGCGCAGGUUCCACGUCAGCGGGCGCUUUCUGGCCCGCCCGGCUGUUUAUUUUCUAUUAUUUAUUGAUCGAGACAGGUAUUUAUUGCGAGCGCGCUUUGGAGAGCGGCCGACGUGCUGAAGUGUUUCCACCCGUGCGAGCCUGAGUGGCUCACGGGAACAAGUAUUCUUUCGCGGCUCCAAAAGCUACGACUAACAACGGAGCGGAAGCCGAGAUGCCAAACGAGUGACAUUCGCAAACAUCAAAAUAUAAAUGAAAUCUUCUUUGAAAGUGCCAAGUGUCCAAAUGGCACAGCUCAAUCAGAACUGCGUCUUUAGACCGCUUUUACAUUUUUCACUUGACUUCCGCUCCAAACAUUGCCAUCCAAGUUUGUGAAAAGGAUAUUUAAGGUGAAGCCAUCAUAUCCGAUCGACUUUGCAGCUGCCGUCCAACUCAUUCUGAGCCAUGUAAAAUGAGCAGAUGGCAUGUCGCUGCAUUUCUCCGCUAAUCGUUUACAUUACAUGAAUGUUUUUAGUGUUGCACUGAGGGAGGUACAGUGCCGUACCGUACUUGGGCGCCGCUUGGCUUGGAGAUUGUCUUCUCCUUUUCGGACUCGAGCCUUUUUUCUCAUCAAUACAUCAGAGAAGAACUUUGGCACGGUAGAGAUGACUCGCAUGUAACGACGACGGCCCUUUUGCAGUUUUUCCGCUCAGUUGUGAAUUGAACCCAAGUGAGUGAUUUGAUGGAAAUCGAUUGAAAAACAAAACAAAAAGUGCCACACGUGCAUCUCAAGGCGAAUGUACGGCGAUAACUUGAACCGCAAAGUCGGACGAGUUGACUCGUUUUAAGCAGGACUGGGAUGGAAUGACAAUGAAAAUAGUUUGGAUGGGGUGAACUGAAUGAAAAGCUUGUUGUACAGUUUUGUGUUGAAAGACCAAUUGUUUAUUUUGGGCGCACCUAUGCUCCAAGAAAGAUAUUUGAUUUUGAUUUGCUCGACUGAUAUGCACACGACGAUGGCUGCUUGUGGGCGGGCGGGGCCUGCCUCUUCUAAUCCACGCAUUUAAUCGAAACUUUGUAUUCCGUUUAUUCUCACUAGCGUUGGUUCUGCAUGGCAUUUUCUGACCUCACAAUUGAAUCUUUUCCAGUAUUGGCAUAAACAUCAUUCUUAUUGUGAAGAUGAAUCUUAUUGUUUCAACUAUUAAAUGAUUGUUUGGAGUGUUUCAUAUCCGGGCUUAUUUUUGUAUCGCUGCUGAAGAUGACUUGAAGUGCUUUAUUUGGAAGAUGAUGCUGUUUCUCUUGUUGGAAUGCAUGUUUUCUCUUUUUCCAUCGUCACAAUCAUCCAUACUUAUUUCUGCUUUCUGGUCCCGGGAAUCUACAAAUAUGGACAGUCUACUUCAUUUUAAAUAAAAGUUACACGCUGAAA
This is a messenger RNA of Syngnathus typhle (broad-nosed pipefish), 4350 nucleotides long. RefSeq names its product diacylglycerol kinase iota-like. The transcript is spliced from 32 exons. Lineage: Eukaryota; Metazoa; Chordata; Actinopteri; Syngnathiformes; Syngnathidae. Bases 152 to 2920 code for a protein of 922 amino acids. Gene Ontology annotation, cellular component: nucleus. Gene Ontology annotation, biological process: regulation of synaptic transmission, glutamatergic; intracellular signal transduction; diacylglycerol metabolic process. The record is from RefSeq and is a predicted model, not a curated record. Gene Ontology annotation, molecular function: protein binding; ATP-dependent diacylglycerol kinase activity.